Carassius gibelio (silver crucian carp) is the source of this 3968-nucleotide messenger RNA. Its product is annotated as ribosomal protein S6 kinase alpha-6. Bases 168 to 2390 code for a protein of 740 amino acids. The transcript is spliced from 22 exons. Gene Ontology annotation, biological process: protein phosphorylation. The record is from RefSeq and is a predicted model, not a curated record. NCBI's taxonomy places the organism in Eukaryota, Metazoa, Chordata, Actinopteri, Cypriniformes, Cyprinidae. Gene Ontology annotation, molecular function: ATP binding; ribosomal protein S6 kinase activity; magnesium ion binding.
CUGGCGUCUUCAGCGGGCGCGCGCAGAGACAGCCAUAUUUGAGCAGAUCAGGAUCGCAGCAGUGUCCCUCACGUUAUAUAUCGCUCGCGUCAAUUGGAUCACACACGCGUUUAACGGACACACACAACGCGGAGAUGCCUCGCGGAACACGCGUCUAGGUUGACCGCAUGACGUCCUUCGGCCCCGCGCUGGAGUCCUCGCGCGAAAUGGAGGUGCAGAGCGUCAGCAGCGAGGUGAAUGGACAUCAGAUGAUGGAUGAGCCGAUGGAGGAGGACUCCUACACACACUGUGACGAGGGCACUUAUCAGGAGAUCCCCAUCACUCAUCAUGUGAAGGAGGGCUGUGAGAAGGCCGAGCCCAGCCAGUUUGAGCUGCUCAAGGUUUUGGGACAAGGCUCCUUUGGGAAGGUGUUUUUGGUGAGGAAGUUGAUGGGUCCCGAUGCCGGUCAGCUUUAUGCAAUGAAGGUGCUCAAGAAAGCAUCUUUAAAAGUUAGGGACAGAGUUCGCACCAAGAUGGAGAGAGAUAUUCUGGUGGAGGUCAAUCAUCCUUUCAUUGUGAAGUUGCACUAUGCCUUUCAGACAGAAGGGAAACUCUAUUUAAUUCUGGAUUUUCUCAGGGGUGGGGAUGUAUUUACUCGUUUAUCCAAAGAGGUUAUGUUUACAGAGGAGGAUGUGAAAUUCUACCUUGCAGAGCUGGCCCUUGCAUUGGAUCAUCUACACAACCUAGGCAUUGUUUACAGAGACCUGAAGCCUGAAAACAUUUUGCUUGAUGAAGCUGGACAUAUCAAGUUAACAGACUUUGGGCUCAGUAAAGAAUCGGUAGAUCAGGACAAGAAAGCGUACUCGUUCUGUGGCACUGUGGAGUAUAUGGCCCCUGAGGUGGUCAACAGAAGAGGUCACACGCAGAGCGCUGACUGGUGGUCUCUCGGCGUCUUAAUGUUUGAAAUGCUGACCGGCACGUUACCGUUCCAAGGAAAAGACAGGAACGAGACUAUGAACAUGAUUCUUAAAGCAAAGCUGGGAAUGCCACAGUUUCUAAGUCUGGAAGCACAAAGUCUUUUACGAAUGCUAUUCAAAAGAAAUCCAUCAAACCGUUUAGGAGCCGGUCCUGACGGGGUGGAGGAGAUCAAACGACACGCGUUCUUCUCCACCAUCGACUGGAAUAAACUGUACCGAAGAGAACUUCAGCCUCCAUUCAAACCUGCUGCAGGGAGACCAGACGACACCUUCUGCUUCGACCCAGAGUUCACAGCCAAAACUCCCAAAGAUUCUCCAGGUAUUCCUCCCAGUGCUAACGCUCACCAGCUCUUCAAAGGCUUCAGUUUUGUAGCUCCAGUCUCUCUGGAGGAAAGCAGAAGUGCCCCGCUGGUCAACAUUCUCCCCAUAGUGCAGAUGCACGGGGGCUCGGCUCAGUUUGCAGACGUGUACGAGCUGAAGGAGGACAUCGGCGUGGGUUCCUACUCCAUCUGUAAGCGCUGCAUACACAGGGUCACCUGCAUGGAGUUUGCUGUGAAGAUCAUUGAUAAGAGCAAGCGUGACCCGUCGGAGGAGAUCGAGAUCCUGAUGAGAUAUGGCCAGCAUCCCAACAUCAUCACGCUGAAGGACGUGUACGACGAGGGCCGCUUCGUGUACCUGGUGACGGAGCUGAUGAAGGGCGGCGAGCUGCUGGAUAAGAUCCUCAGGCAGAAGUUCUUCUCGGAGCGAGAGGCCAGCGCUGUGCUCUUCACAAUCACCAAAACUGUGGACUACCUGCACUGCCAGGGGGUGGUGCACAGGGACCUGAAGCCCAGUAACAUCCUCUACAUGGACGAUUCAGGAAACCCCGACUCCAUCCGCAUCUGUGACUUCGGCUUCGCCAAGCAGCUGCGAGGAGACAACGGGCUGCUGCUGACGCCCUGCUACACGGCUAACUUCGUGGCUCCUGAGGUGCUGAUGAGGCAGGGCUACGACGCCGCCUGUGACAUCUGGAGUCUGGGAGUGCUGCUCUACACCAUGCUGGCGGGGUACACACCGUUCGCCAACGGCCCCAACGACACGCCGGAGGAGAUCCUGCUGCGCAUCGGCAGUGGGAAGUUCUCCCUGAGCGGAGGGAACUGGGACUCGGUGUCCGACUCCUCCAAGGAUCUGCUGUCUCACAUGCUGCACGUGGACCCUCACCAGAGAUACUCCGCUGAACAGGUGCUCAAACACUCCUGGAUCGCCCUCCGGGACCAGAACCCACACUUCCAGCUCACACGCCACGAGGCGCCUCACCUGGUCAAGGGAGCGAUGGCCGCCACGUACUCGGCUCUGAACCACAAGACGUGUAAGCCGGUUCUGGAGCCGGUGGCCGCCUCUGGUCUGGCCCAGCGCAGGAACAUGAAGAAGCUGACGUCUACAGACAUGUCCUGAGGAGCUCAGUGUGUCCUCUUCAGGAGCGCCCCUCUGCUUCUCUCGGGUGGAGGGAACAACACCAGCUCCAUCUCUCCAUCCCGCUUCACACCCAGGUCUCCUCAUACAGAACCUGUUUCUAGGACCAUUAAGAACAUUCGGUGACAAUCGAGCCCUUUUUCCUGUUCAUUUCAGGAUUUAUCUUGGCUGAAUGCUCUAAUAUGUGCUACAGGAAAUACAACCUUCCCCCAUGUCUUCUUUCUUUCUUCAGUCUAAUAUAAUAGUGUGUUUUUGAGGAAACAUUCCAGGAUUUUCUCCAUAUAGUGGUCUUCAAUGGUCCAAAGUACAGCUUCAAAGAGCUCUACAUGACCCCAGCCGAGACAUAUGGACCUGAUCUAGCCAAACGAUUGGUCAUUCUCUGAAUUAAUUAAUAUUUAUACACUGUUUAACCACAAAUGCUUGGCUAGCAUUAGCUCUGCGAUGCGUGUCUUUAUUAGCUGAUGUUGGAAAGGUCAAGCGUGACGCAGAAGCGCCGACUCAGUGUUUACAGAGCAAACACACAAAGAAAGUCAUGCCCUUUACAGAAGAAUUUAAAACCAUGAGGUCAGAUGGUUUUAGAGUUGGAUUAGAAGAUAAGAUGAAGAGUUUUUAAAUGAAGUGUGGCCUUUCCAGCAGGAUUAUGUGAUGUGAAGACGUGCAUCGCAGAGCUAGAGCAAGCCCAGUAUUUGUGGUUAAAGGUUAAAAUUCUGUAUAUAUAAUAAUAUAUAUAUCUGAAAAUGACCAAUUGUCUAGAUAAGGCCCUUAUUCCUCAGCUGGGGUCAUGUAGAGCUCUCUGAGCUGCGUUUUUAACCUUGAAUCCGUUGAGCACCACUGAAGUCCACUAUAUGGAGAAACAUCCUGCAGCGUUUCCCUCAAAAACCUUCAUUUCUCUGUGACUGAAGAUAGACAGACAUGAACAUCUGGGAUGACAUGGGGACGAGUGAAUGAUCAGGACAUUUGUAUUCUGGGAGUUUAGUGUCCGAGAAGCAGAUGAGAUGAAAAUGCAGCGAAUUGUCUUCAGUUUUACUGUGCAAAGCAUCUUAACGGUCCUUAAACAGGCAGGAUACAGUUAUGACCUGCACAUGUCUCACUGUUCUCCAUCUGUUAGCCACUUCCUGUCCCGUUCGUGUUCGAUCCACAUGGCAUUACCUCAGAAGCUCUCCGUGUUCACGUCUCCUCGGCUCGGUGUACAUAGACUCGUUCGUCGUGUGUGUGUGUGUGUGUGUGUGUGUGUGUGUGUGGAUCCUUGAGCACAUUUGCACUGAGGCUCGUCUGCUCCCGUCUCGGACCGCUCUUUGCCUUUUGUUGAAUGGGAAGUACAUGAGCAAAAGGUGAAGUAAAUCUAUAUUUAUAAAGUCGAAUGAGGUGGAUGAAUGUAGAUGAGAUUGGAUCCACGAAACCGCAUCUCUCUGCUCCAGAUGGAGGGACAAAAUAUUCCAUAACACUUUUUAAAGACAUUGUGGAAAUUGUAUCAUAUUGUAUUUAUUUCACUUAUUUUUAAAACUUUAUUUUUCUUUCAGGUGAUGUACAUAUUGACAUUAAAGAACAUUAUUGACAUGA